ACAUCACUGCCCCCAUUAAAAAAAGAAGAAGAAAAAAAACAGCGUUCCCCACAGAAAACAUGGCAUCUCCCAGAGUACAAAAGCAUUUUGUUCUAGUGCAUGGGGCAUGUCAUGGGGCCUGGAGUUGGUACAAGCUCAAACCACGGCUCGAGUCCGCUGGCCACCGGGUCACAGCUCUUGAUCUUGCGGCUUCAGGCAUCAACAGGAAGGCAAUUCAAGAUGUUCAUACUAUGUAUGAGUACACUGAGCCUUUGUUGGAGUAUUUGGCCUCUCUUCCUCCAAAUGAAAAGGUGGUGCUUGUUGGGCACAGUCUAGGUGGAUUGAAUAUAGCACUAGCCAUGGACAAGUAUCCAGAGAAGGUAGCUGUUGGGGUUUUCAUGGCGGCCUUUAUGCCAGAUACGAAACACAAGCCCUCAUAUGUCUUGGAACAGUAUAAUGAAAGAACCCCUGCAGAAGCAUGGUUGGACACACAGUUUUCUGACUAUGGAAGCGUCAACCAACCUUCAACGUCAAUGAUUUUUGGCCCCAAGUUCUUGUCCUCGAAGCUCUAUCAAUUAAGCCCCACCGAGGAUUUUGAACUAGCCAUGACUUUAGCAAGGCCAGGAUCGCUGUUCCUUGAUGACUUGUCCAAGGCAAAGAAUUUCUCAAAUGACGGAUAUGGGUCGGUUCCACAAGUUUAUGUUGUUUGUGAUCAGGAUUUAGGGAUUCCGGUGGAAUUUCAGCGAUGGAUGAUUAAAAAUGGAGUGCCUAAAGAUGUGAUGGAGAUAAAAGGAGCUGAUCAUAUGGCAAUGCUUUCAAAGCCAGAUGAACUUUGCCAUUGUCUUCUGGAGACAGCACAUAAAUAUGCUUAAUAAUGUUUACAUGCUUUCAUCUAUAAACCACUAUGAUACCAAAUAAUUUGUGAUGCUUGCUGUUAAUGCCUUUGGCUUUAUUUUCCCCCCAGUAAUCAAGAAGGCUUUGGCCAUUUUUAGUACUA
Messenger RNA from Quercus robur (English oak), 976 nucleotides. Its product is annotated as salicylic acid-binding protein 2-like. Gene Ontology annotation, biological process: jasmonic acid metabolic process; salicylic acid metabolic process. Lineage: Eukaryota; Viridiplantae; Streptophyta; Magnoliopsida; Fagales; Fagaceae. The transcript has 3 exons. Bases 60 to 851 code for a protein of 263 amino acids. The record is from RefSeq and is a predicted model, not a curated record. Gene Ontology annotation, molecular function: methyl jasmonate esterase activity; methyl salicylate esterase activity; methyl indole-3-acetate esterase activity.